Ipomoea nil (Japanese morning glory) is the source of this 1887-nucleotide messenger RNA. RefSeq lists its product as uncharacterized. The record is from RefSeq and is a predicted model, not a curated record. The transcript has 6 exons. NCBI's taxonomy places the organism in Eukaryota, Viridiplantae, Streptophyta, Magnoliopsida, Solanales, Convolvulaceae. The coding region runs from base 1 to 1887 and encodes 628 amino acids.
AUGGAAUAUGCCUGGAAUGACAUAGCAUUUCCAGUAAUAUGCAUAUUCCUCUGUUUGCUACAGCAGAGGCAAGAUGCCAUACGGAAUAGGCGAGAUUUGGUGGCGCUAGCUGAGUACCAGCAGAUUGAGAAUUCCCUGAAACGAAUAGAGGCCCAGGAGGAUGUGUUCUGGAGGCAGCGAGCCAAGCAGCACUGGCUACGCGGGGCUGACGCAAACACAAAAUUCUAUCACAGGUAUGCCUCUGCACGUAGGAAAAAGAACUUUAUUUCUAGUAUUAAAUGUGAUGCUGGUAACUGGGUGGAGGGGGAUGAUAUGCAUUCCACUAUACUGAAUUACUUUGACAAUAUUUUUGCCUCUAAUGGAUUGAGCUGUGAUGAUCCGCUAUUUGGGGUCCUAACCCCACGAGUCACGUUAGAACAGAGUAUGAUGCUAGACCGUCCUUUUGAAACUGAUGAGGUUAAAGAGGCUCUUUUUUCAAUGUAUCCGGAUAAGGCACCGGGUCCGGAUGGGUUAAACCCGGGUUUCUACCAGCAGUUUUGGGAGAUAGUGGGAAGAGAUGUAUCUGGCUUUAUAACGAAUGCGUUGAAUUCCUGUGUAUUCCCCGAGGGAUUAAAUGAUACUAACAUUGUUUUGAUCCCUAAGAAAGAGAUGCCUGAGACAGUUGCAGAUUUGAGGUCGAUUGCGUUGAGUAAUGUCAUUUACAGAGUUAUUGCCAAGAUGAUAGCAAAUAGGAUGAAAACACUAAUGGGAGGAUUAAUAUCAGAAUCCCAGAGUGCUUUUAUCCCGGGAAGGCUAAUCACUGACAACAUCUUGGUAGCGGCAGAGGUGGGGCAUUAUCUGAAUAGAAAGCAGUGUGGUGUAGUGGGUUGGAGUGCAUUGAAGCUAGAUAUGUCAAAGGCCUAUGACAGAAUGGAGUGGAACUUUCUAGAAAGGAUGCUGACUGAGGCGGGAGUUAUAAGGCAGUGCCUUGCAAGAAAUACCCAGGAGAAUGACAGGGCACAGGUAGCGGAUUGUCUGGGGGUGGUGCAAGCAUCCAAUUUUGAGAAAUAUUUGGGCCUACCUUCCUUUGUGGGGAGAAAUAAGAGAGCUGUUUUUUCAUAUGUGGAGGAGAGGAUCAGGCAACGAAUUGGUUCGUGGAGUAAAAAGUUACUUUCUCAGGCUGUUUGUCAGUCAAUUGAGCGAACUAUGAAUAAGUAUUGGUUGGGGAAUGGAAGAGACAGGGGAAUACAUUGGAAGGCUUGGGACAAGUUGUGCAUACCAAAAAAGUAUGGUGGUAUGGGUUUUAAACAGCUAAGGGCUUUUAAUCUAGCUAUGCUGGGAAAACAGGCAUGGUGUUUUUUGACGGACCCAGGAACACUCACAGCUAAAAUCUAUAAGGCAAGGUAUUAUCCCACAACCAGUUUUACAUAUGCAACUAUUGACAAUUGCCCAAGUUACUGUUGGAGAAGUAUAAUGGCAGCCCAUGCAAUGGUAGUCUCAGGGGUGCGAAUGAGGAUUAGGAAUGGACAGACAACUUUAAUAUGGGGACAUCCGUGGUUAAGAGAUAAUCCUAACCCAUUGAUUCAAACAGAAAUGCCAGAACAAUUGUGGGAGGCACGGGUUGCAGGAUUAAUUGAUUUACAGACUCAUACCUGGGAUCCACAUAUUUUAUCUGACUUGUUUAUUCCUGAGGAUGUGGAGCGAAUAAAUAUGAUCCCUAUUAGUCCUGAUUACGAAGACUCAUGGUAUUGGAUGAGUGACCCAAAGGGGACAUAUACAGUCAAGAAUGCCUAUAGGCGUAUUGUGGGUGACUACGAAAAUAAUCCCGCGAUUUUCAAUAAAUGGAUUACAAUGUGGAAAGUAAAAGUCCCCCAAAUGGAAAACUUUCUUGUGGAGAGUCAUAUGUGA